This is a messenger RNA of Xenopus laevis (African clawed frog), 783 nucleotides long. RefSeq lists its product as uncharacterized. The record is from RefSeq and is a predicted model, not a curated record. The transcript is spliced from 5 exons. Bases 37 to 783 code for a protein of 248 amino acids. Lineage: Eukaryota; Metazoa; Chordata; Amphibia; Anura; Pipidae.
ACCUGUUGUUGCUAAUGUUAUUGGGGGGCAUGCACAAUGAACCUAUCCAAAAAGAAGGUGACAUUCAGUAAGGCUCCUGUGGUUUUAGGUUCUGCUGGCAAACAUGUCCAUUCUGGGAUCCUACAACAUUACCAUCAGAUCUUUGUCAAACACCUAUCUCUUACAUCUCAUCUGUAUAGAAAGCUGAAGGAACAUGGAAUUCUAACUACUGAACAAAUUGGUUUGCUCGAGCUAGAAGAGUCUCCGGAUAAGAGGAUAUCCAAACUGCUAGAGAUUUUAAAAAGUGCCAGCAAUCAUACAUUCACAAUGUUUUGUGCUAUUCUUCAUGAAACAGGUCAACAUCAUCUAGCACAAACAUUGCAAAAGGCAACACAUGACAAUGGAUCAGUGUUACCCAACAUAUCUUUGGUACUGCAACCAAAACAAGUCCUAAAUGAAACCUUGUCAUGGCAUCAUGGAUAUGACCGAGCAAUAAAGGUGGAAAAUAUACAAAAGAGGAGAAAAAUGCAAGGCAUGAGGAGCAAAUAUUUGGCUAACUUGCAAGAACUUGAAGAAAGAAUAUCAUUAGCAAAAUGGGAAAGGGACAUUGCUAUAAGAGAGAGGAACAUUAUCUGGAAUGAGAACCAAGCCCUGCAAAACCUGAACACUGAGCUACAGUCACUGAUCGUGAAACUUAGGGAAACAACUCUCCAUUCAAAGACAAAGAACCUGAGAAUUACUGCUGACUAUAUAGACAGAAGAGCUAACAAGCUUCAACCAUUGACACAUUUAAACUUAACUUGA